AUGGCUCAGAAGACCCUGUUCCCCGGCGUGGCAGUUCUGACAGGCGCUGGUGGAGUUGGUAUCGGUGCGCAUACCGCUCUCGCAUUUGCACGGGAAGGUUGCCGCAGGAUCGCAAUCACAGACUGGAAGCCGGACCUGCUGGCACAGAGCCAACAGGCAGUCAAGGACACGUCACCCGACGUCACAGUUCUCGCUCUAUCCGGCGACAUCACGGACCCGGCCUUUGUGGACUUGUUCAUCAACGCCGUCGUCGACAAGUUUGGACGGGUCGACUACGCGGUCAACUGCGCCGGGAUCCUCGGCGACGAUGUGCGGUCCACGGAGCAGAGCCUGGCCGCUUUUGACGCCAUCAACAACGUCAACUACCGAGCUUGUUGGCUAUCCUCGAGAGCAGAGAUUGCUGCAAUGCUCAAACAAGAGCCCCUGCCGGCCCAUGCUCCGGGUCGUGAUCCACAACGUGGUGCCAUUGUCAACAUUGCUAGCCAGCUUGGAAUAGUGGGCAGACCACAAGCUGCUGCCUAUUGCGCCUCCAAGUCGGCCGUGAUAGGCAUGACUCGAGGUGAUGCAAUUGAUUAUUCAAAAGAUGGCAUUCGUGUCAACUCUGUCUGCCCUGGUCUUAUCGCUACAGCCAUGACGACGGGCACCAAGGAGUUGGACGAGCGUAUGGGCCCGGCGGCAAAGAUCACGCCAAUGCAACGGCAUGGGCGUCCGGAUGAGAUAGCCGAUGCGAUAUUGUUCCUCUGCUCGCCCAAGGCGUCCUUUGUUCAAGGCCAAGCCAUGGUGGUUGAUGGUGGUUAUACAAUCAACUGA
Molecule: messenger RNA, 810 nt
Organism: Pestalotiopsis fici W106-1
Lineage: Eukaryota; Fungi; Ascomycota; Sordariomycetes; Amphisphaeriales; Sporocadaceae
Exons: 3
Coding region: 1-810 (269 amino acids)
Source: RefSeq, a predicted model, not a curated record